Molecule: messenger RNA, 2708 nt
Organism: Canis lupus familiaris (dog)
Lineage: Eukaryota; Metazoa; Chordata; Mammalia; Carnivora; Canidae
Gene: KCND3
Product: potassium voltage-gated channel subfamily D member 3
Exons: 9
Coding region: 100-2139 (679 amino acids)
Biological process (GO): potassium ion export across plasma membrane; protein homooligomerization
Cellular component (GO): voltage-gated potassium channel complex; membrane; neuronal cell body
Molecular function (GO): protein binding; A-type (transient outward) potassium channel activity
Source: RefSeq, a predicted model, not a curated record
AGCUGCCUCGCGCGCGGGUGCGGGGCCCGCCACUCGCUCCGCCGAAGGAGUCCGGAAGCCAGCUCCACGCCGGCGCCAGGCCGGGCAGGGGGACGCAGCAUGGCAGCGGGGGUGGCGGCCUGGCUGCCCUUCGCGCGGGCGGCGGCCAUCGGGUGGAUGCCAGUGGCCAACUGCCCCAUGCCCCUCGCCCCCGCCGACAAGAGCAAACGGCAGGAUGAACUGAUCGUCCUCAACGUGAGCGGCCGGAGGUUCCAGACCUGGCGGACCACGCUGGAGCGCUACCCCGACACGCUGCUGGGCAGCACGGAGAAGGAGUUCUUCUUCAACGAGGACACCAAGGAGUACUUCUUCGACCGGGACCCGGAGGUGUUCCGCUGCGUCCUCAACUUCUACCGCACGGGGAAGCUGCACUACCCUCGCUACGAGUGCAUCUCGGCCUACGACGAGGAGCUGGCCUUCUACGGCAUCCUCCCCGAGAUCAUCGGCGACUGCUGCUACGAGGAGUACAAGGACCGCAAGAGGGAGAACGCCGAGCGGCUCAUGGACGACAACGACUCAGAGAACAACCAGGAGUCCAUGCCCUCACUCAGCUUCCGCCAGACCAUGUGGCGCGCCUUCGAGAACCCGCACACCAGCACGCUAGCCCUGGUCUUCUACUAUGUGACGGGCUUCUUCAUCGCCGUGUCAGUCAUCACCAACGUGGUGGAGACGGUGCCGUGUGGCACGGUGCCCGGGAGCAAGGAGCUGCCGUGCGGAGAGCGCUACUCGGUGGCCUUCUUCUGCCUAGACACGGCCUGUGUCAUGAUCUUCACCGUGGAGUACCUGCUCCGGCUCUUCGCAGCACCCAGCCGCUACCGCUUCAUCCGCAGUGUCAUGAGCAUCAUCGACGUGGUGGCCAUCAUGCCCUACUACAUCGGCCUGGUCAUGACCAACAACGAAGACGUGUCCGGAGCCUUUGUCACCCUCCGGGUCUUCCGCGUCUUCAGGAUCUUCAAGUUCUCGCGCCACUCCCAGGGCUUGCGGAUCCUGGGCUACACGCUCAAGAGCUGUGCCUCCGAACUUGGCUUCCUCCUCUUCUCCCUCACCAUGGCCAUCAUCAUCUUUGCCACUGUGAUGUUUUAUGCCGAGAAGGGCUCCUCCGCCAGCAAGUUCACCAGCAUCCCUGCCUCUUUUUGGUACACCAUUGUCACCAUGACCACCCUGGGAUAUGGAGAUAUGGUGCCCAAGACAAUUGCAGGGAAGAUUUUUGGCUCCAUCUGCUCCCUGAGUGGUGUCUUGGUCAUUGCCCUGCCAGUCCCUGUGAUCGUGUCCAACUUCAGCCGGAUUUACCACCAGAAUCAGAGAGCCGAUAAACGCAGGGCACAGAAGAAGGCCCGCCUUGCCAGGAUCCGCGUGGCCAAGACAGGCAGCUCCAAUGCCUAUCUGCACAGCAAGCGCAACGGACUCCUCACGGAGGCACUGGAGCUGAUGGGCACCCCAGAGGAGGAGCACAUGGGCAAGACCACUUCGCUCAUUGAGAGCCAGCACCACCAUCUGCUACACUGCCUGGAGAAAACCACUGGGUUGUCCUAUCUUGUGGAUGAUCCCCUGUUAUCUGUACGAACCUCCACCAUCAAGAACCACGAGUUCAUAGAUGAGCAGAUGUUUGAGCAGAACUGCAUGGAGAGCUCGAUGCAGAACUACCCAUCCACAAGAAGUCCUUCGCUGUCCAGUCACCCGGGCCUCACGACCACCUGCUGCUCCCGUCGUAGCAAGAAGACCACACACCUGCCCAACUCCAACCUGCCAGCCACUCGCCUGCGCAGCAUGCAAGAGCUCAGCACCAUCCACAUCCAGGGCAGUGAGCAGCCCUCCCUCACGACCAGGCCACUUCCCACGACCUCCAAUGAGUCGCAAGGAAUUCAGGGAAAACAAAAGUCAAAUGCCACAAAUGAUAGUCGCUCCAGCCUUAAUUUGAAAGCAGACGACGGACUGAGACCAAACUGCAAAACAUCCCAGAUCACUACAGCCAUCAUCAGCAUCCCCACCCCCCCAGCUCUAACCCCAGAGGGGGAAAGUCGGCCAGCCCCCGCCAGCCCCGGCCCCAACACGAACAUUCCUUCCAUAGCCAGCAAUGUUGUCAAGGUCUCUGCCUUGUAAACCAUUGGACAGAGGGCCAGUGCAGGGAGUGAGGGUGAAGGGGGCUGGCCUGCAGGUGGGCAGCCACCGGCACCACUCCCCCACCUUCCCCACUCUCUCUGCCUGCCCUGUCACACCCCUAGCACUGACAACUUGUGCCUGGAAGGAAAAAGGAGGUGGCAAAGGGGCACCUGAGGUUCACCGCUGCUGGCGGGGACAUGGACAACGGCCGGGCCCUGUGAUCCUGCACCUCGCUGGGGCCAGAGGAAGGGAGGGUAGUAAGGGACGGGGUGGCAGUGGGUGAUAUGGAGGCAGCGUGCCAGGGCAGGGCCUGGAAGGGGGAGUUGCCUCAGACCCAAGAACAGCUGUUUUUGGAGACCCUGGUGAGGAAAAUACAAGAUCAAGGGCAGCACAGGGGCCGAGUUGUCACAUGCAAAACAGGAAGAAAAUAUAACACUGUGUAUUUAAGCACCUUUUUCAAGGCUCUUAAUGGAUAAUAUUUAUUCAUGGGAAAAGGUGGAAAACAAAACACCAACGGAUUUUUGUGAAAUAUUUUUCUCCAUGGACCCAAUACCUUUGAACCAAAACAA